Molecule: messenger RNA, 2007 nt
Organism: Mus musculus (house mouse)
Lineage: Eukaryota; Metazoa; Chordata; Mammalia; Rodentia; Muridae
Product: predicted gene, 21680
Exons: 5
Coding region: 58-861 (267 amino acids)
Source: RefSeq, marked validated
GUUGUAGUGACAACAAACUCACUGAGAUUUCUCAGUCAGAGGCUGGACACUGCAGUGAUGGCCUUGUUUGCCCGACUCUGCAGACUUUUUCAGAGAGCCAAUGUGGAUGGGAGAGAGACCAGAGAGGGGAGGAAGGAUGCUGACCUUCCAUCUGAGAGUAAUGAAGGACGAAGGAGGUGGACUUGGCGAAUGUGGAUGGCUCACAGACAGACAACAUCCCCUGUUCCUGUCACAAGCAAAAAGCAGUUUGAGAAGGAAGAGAAGGAGCUGAUCAAAAAGAUCCAGCUCACUACCAAGGAGAUAAAUGAGCUGAGAGAUCGCCUGAUCUACGUGACCAAGGGAUCCAUGAACAAGAGGCCCUACCACAGGCAAACUCGACAUUAUAAAGAACUGAAAUUAAAGGAGAAGGAGAUCAUGACAUAUCUACACGAAUUAGAGAUGAAGAACAUGGAGGCCCGAGAGAACAAGCAGGAGCUCAAGAAGGAGAAAAAUUUCUAUCGUAACCUGCACACCAGGAUCCUGCUGGAGGAGAAUCUUAUAAAGAAGAAGUUGGUGAUAUUGCAGCAGGAGAGCAAGGAAGUACAUGCUGAUUGGGCCACCAUUCAUCAAAGUUUGGUGGAGUUGAACCUGAGUGGUAAAGAUGAACAGGAGAAGACCAGCAACCUGGAGACUCAAGAACAUCAGGUCUCAGAAGCUGCAAGAGAGCUGGUAUUGGCCACAGCUGAAGAAGACAGCAUCCUGCAGAAUGAGUUGCCAUGCCAGGAGGCCCCUGCUGAGCACCAUCCCCAGCACCCACCAUCUUCCUCAGAUGAAUCUUCCUCAGAUGAAUCUUCUUAUAGCACAUGUCCUGAGUGGGAAUAGGCCCUACCGAGGAAGCCAUGGCUGAUUCAGGGCAUUGUUCCCUUUUCUCUUCAGACAACGCCUCUUGGCAGGGAAUUGAGGUGAUUCCUCUGCUACCAAGUGUCCAAGAGGAGCAGCAGGCUGUAGGGCUGUGCUGCUAAAAGUGCAGAAAAAGGCUGCUGAACAAUAAUUUUCCUUUAGAGUUUUGGUUGAAGUUUUGGUUUUUGUUCUUUCAAUUGUUGCUAAGUUAUUUAGAAGUUAUAUGUUCUUAUAUUUCAUUGUUUUUUCCUUUAUCUCUAUAUUAAUUGAACUUUUAAAACCUAUUUUUUAAAAAUUCUAUUUCUUAUGCAUAAAAACUGAUUUGUAAGAAGUGACUCUUGAUACCAUCUUCCUUAUUCAGGUGUUCUAUCCCAGCUGUAGACGUAGAACUCACAUCCAGAGAUGGAUCUUUGUAAGUUCCAGGCAGCCAGGGCUAUAUGGCAAAAUUAUACCCUAGGCACCUAGGGGUAUACAAGGUGAUGAACUUUUGUGUCAAUAAUUAUACUUACCCCAUGGAUAAACACUUGAUGAUGUAAUCACUGCCAUACUGCAUCCAUGGUGUCAUGAAUUCUCUUACUCCUAACAUAUAGCACUCUAUAACACACAUUCAUUCAUGAUCCUGUGAACCAGAUACUGAGUAACAUACAGCCAUUUUUCAGGAGCUUCUGCAGAUAUAAAAACAUUCAGAAAGGAAUAUAAAAUAAAUCAGGAAGGCCAGAGCCAUCUGCCUCAGUUUACUUGCAAUAGAGCAACAGUGAUUGAGGAGAGCAAUGGCUUCCCUUUGGUUCUGGCCUGAAAGGGUCAGAGCCGUUAACUGGGAGAAAGGUCAUGGGUCGUUCCUCCUGAAAGGGAGGGAUGUCUAAACAUGACUUUCUGUGAGCCAGAGUUUUUCCUUGUUCCUAGUCAAGAGUUAAUAUUUACCCUGAUAGGAAGAUGUCCUUGGGUCUUCAGAUAACAGUUUCUUCUUCUGAAGUUUGUUCUUGUUAUGAGAAAAUGACUCCAAAAAUGAUAAUAUUGUCUGCCAGGUGCAACUAAGUAAAAAUGUUAUUUUUUGAGCAAAAUUUGUAAAGUAAUGCCCCAUGUUUUUAAGCUGUAGAAAUCAGUAAAGCUUUGCUACUUGCCACCAGA